Molecule: messenger RNA, 1281 nt
Organism: Passer domesticus (house sparrow)
Lineage: Eukaryota; Metazoa; Chordata; Aves; Passeriformes; Passeridae
Product: PHD finger protein 7-like
Cellular component (GO): nucleus
Source: RefSeq, a predicted model, not a curated record
AUGCUGUGUCGCUGUGUGGAGGCUGACCCGGACACCUGCGGUGACAAAGUGGAGAAGGGCGGGCUCUGUGCCCACGUCUUUUGCCUGUUUUUCGCCACUCUGCUUUUUCGCCAAGUGGAGCAUCGUGUUGGACUCAUGGGCUUUCUGCCUCGAGAUAUCCAAAUUGCAGUGUGGCGGGCGGCACAGAAGCGCUGCUGCGUCUGUGGCCAGAGCGGGGCAACCAUCAUGUGCUGCCAGGAGGACUGCGAGAGAUGGUUCCACCUGCCCUGUGCCAAGGAGGUCGGCUGUGUCAAUCAGUACAUUCCUCCAUACAGCUCCUACUGCCCCGAGCACUGUCCAGAGCAGGAGGUGCAGGCGACUCCAGAGCCGGGCACCGAUUGCCCCAUCUGCAUGGAGCCUGUGGAGGAUAGAAAGACCUUUGAAACCAUGGUGUGCCCAACGUGCAAAAGAGCCUGGUUCCACAGGGACUGCAUCCAGGUCGGUCCCUCCCCUCAGUCCUGGGGCACAGCAGGUGCUCAGCAGCACCGGGCCUGGCUCACACUGCAUGUGUUUGCCCUGCAGGGACAGGCCAUGCGCGCUGGUUUUGCGUGCCUCCACUGCCCCCUGUGCAGAGAUGAUGUGGGUUUCGUUGCCGAAAUGCUCAUCUUGGGGAUCAGAGUCCCCUUCAGAGAGCCAACAUGGGAGGACAACGAUGCCUUUGCUGAUCUCGGAGAGAGGCACAGCAUGUGCAAUGCCAGGGAAUGCCUUUACCCUGGAGGCAGGGAGGAGGCAGAACAAGAGGGGCCCUGGCAACUGCUCCUGUGCUCCUCCUGUGCUGCUGAGGGCACCCACAGGCGCUGCUCUGGCCUGAGAAACAAGAUAUACAGAUGGGACUGUGACAGCUGUGCUGGUCUCGGAACGUCCUCCAGGGAUGAGCCAGAGCUCAGUGGCCCCAGCCUGGCCAGACAGUCAGGACAGGAAUCUGCUCAUGGCUCCUCAGAAUCCCAGGACAUCAGGCCCAGCUCCGGCACGCCGGUGCCAUCGGGGCUGGCUCCUCCGUCUCCAUCUCCAGAGACCAGCAGCCAAAACAGCCAGCAACAGCCAGCAUCACAGCAGUCACUGCCAUCUUCCUCGCUGGACACCAGCAGCCCCAGCAGAUCAAGGCCAACAUACAGCAGCUCCCCGGACCCUGAGGACAGGCUCCAUUCCAGACGUGCUGGGCCUGACCGCAGGCGAAACAGCUCUGGCCCGCAAGCAAGGUCGGGCCCAGAGUCCACGUGUCCGGUCCAGGAGUCGGCGUGA